UAUGUUGAAUGUCAACAAGUCAAUUGAAGGAGAAAAGAAGAGAUCAAGAUAUCAACAAGUUGGAAUGGGGAAAUACAAGGUUCCAAUAUUGUUGCUUUGUGUGUUCUUUAACUUGCACCAUAAUGCAAGAACAUAUUCACCUUUAGAAAGAGAAAUCGAAGCCAAAUUGAAGCUCUUAAACAAGCCUGCAGUGAAAUCAAUCAGGAGUCAAGAUGGAGAUAUUAUUGACUGCGUCAACAUCUACGAACAACCGGCUUUUGAUCAUCCUGCCUUAAAAAAUCAUAGUAUUCAGAGGGUGCCCAAUUUUCUUCUUGAAUCACAAAUCUCAAGGACAGGAGAUGGUUUCAACGUCAGCUCAGAUGUUUACCAGACAUGGCAGAAAAGUGGAAGUUGUCCAGAAGAAACUGUCCCUAUUCGAAGAAUUCGGAAAGAAGACUUGUUGAGAGCUGUUUCACUUGCUCGCUUCGGACAAAAACCUCCUGAAGUAUUUGUGAAUUCAAUAAACCCCACAAACCUUAAUUUCUCCAAUCUAAACGCCAAUGAUGGUGUAGUUGAUCUGAAAAAUCGCUCGGAUGCACUUCUUGUGGCAUAUGCAUUCCAAUUUAUAGGGGCACAAGCGAAUAUUAAUGUGUGGAAUCCAAAAGUUGAAAAACCAGAAGAUUUUACUACUGCUCAAAUAUGGCUUAAGGCUGCCAAUGGUCCUGAUAAUUUUGAAAGCAUCGAAGCAGGCUGGACGGUUAAUCCAAAGUUGUAUGGUGACCAUAAUACCCGUUUCUUCGUCUAUUGGACUAAAGAUACAUACAAGUCAACAGGAUGUUUUGAUCUUACUUGCAAGGGUUUUGUGCAAACAAACAAGGAUAUAGCGCUUGGUGCUACCCUAGGACCUGUUUCAGUCCCUUCUCACCAACAAUAUGAAAUCAACGUUGGAAUAUUUCGGGAUAAUUCUGGAAACUGGUGGCUUAAAGUGAAGAAUAACAUUCCUGUAGGUUAUUGGCCAAAAGAGUUAGUGAGUAACCUACAAAGUUCUGCAUCAUUGGUUCAAUGGGGUGGACAAGUGUUUAGUUAUGAGGUCAAAAAAACUCCUCACACUGGAACACAAAUGGGUAGUGGAGAAGAAGCAUAUAAUAAAUUUGGGGUUGCAUGUUACAUGGGUGGUGUGAGAAUCAAAGAUAAUUCGCAAGCACUUAAGUACCCAUCAUUUGUAAGUACACAUGCUAUAGAACCAUAUUGUUACAGUGCCUUCAAUGAUGCUCCAUAUGGAAAAGAUCCUGUAUUCUAUUUUGGAGGUGCUGGACGAAGGCCUCCUCAUUGUCCUUGAACCCAUAUAUGUAUUGUGGAUGUGGUUGAUUUCUAUAUUGGACGCUAAAAUGUGUUUGAUGAUUAAUAAAGAUACAUAUUAUGUUUCUC
Molecule: messenger RNA, 1407 nt
Organism: Medicago truncatula (barrel medic)
Lineage: Eukaryota; Viridiplantae; Streptophyta; Magnoliopsida; Fabales; Fabaceae
Exons: 7
Coding region: 2-1318 (438 amino acids)
Source: RefSeq, a predicted model, not a curated record